GCUCGGUUUAAUAGAGUCUGACUGGAUUUUCAAUUCAUCUGAAGACGAAGCACAUGGCCAUGUUCGCGAAGCUCUGGGACCCUUUCUUGAUGGCCAAACUUAAUUGGCUAGUAUCAAGUCGAUAUCUAUGAGGACAGCACCACGGCGCAAGCGAACAGCUAUUAUACUUGCGACAAGGAAAGCCCCACCUUCCGUACGAAUACAGCUGUAUCUGACAUGGGUGUUGUAGAGUUUGAUACGCGUGAAUGUAAGGUUUACGGCCAGCAGCGCUGGGGCUCAGUAUCACACCAUUCUUCAUGUUCCCCGGCAGACUGGAGUCAUGGAAAAAGGCUCUACGCGUCAUGGACCUCGAAGCUUGCAUCGAGGUCCUCCUAAAGUCGGAUUGCUUUCCAACUAAUUCCGAGCAAACUCCAUAUCACAAACAGACAGGAUGACAGCCCCAACAUCGAACCACGAGUGGCAUUGCUUUUCAUGGAGAUUCAUGAGAACAACGAGAUACUGAAGUGUCACGAUAGGGGUUGAAAGUCCUUGGGCGGGCAUCGAGAAAGUUGCCAGGCGUCUUGGGUUCGGACCGACUGGGUGUGGCACCGCCAAGGCAGGUCCCAACAAUACCCAAAGCAAGCUAAGGCAUGUCAUCUAAUCCAGGCUACCUCCAACACCUAGACGUUUUCUUGAUGCACUGACUUGCGGAGCUGCUAAGCUUCCCGAGAGGCGUCUGCCAUGAGCACCAAAUGAAACUCCGACAUAUAGCUCUCAUAGGGUGCAAGUGCCCCUGCUGCGUUGGUGCCUCCUUCAAGAUGAACGACACCUUCCGGUCUCUUCAGGCCUCACACGGGCCUGCAUAUCCUCAAGCUAUUUGGCAAUCCAGCCCCGAUGUUCGAGGUACCUACGACAUCAUCAGCACAUGCCUCUCGACGAUCGUCAUCUGCGUCUGGAGCGCCGUGCACGUCGACGUGCCAAUACGACAGACCAGAUGGUCCAUCAUAGACAAGAUCGGCUGGCUCGUCACCGGGCUGGUUGCUCCUGAUCUGCUGCUAUAUGUUGCAUGCUGUCAGCUAUACCGCGCCUAUGUCCUGCUUGGAGAAGCUAAGAGAUGUCUACAUGUCGAGUCCGUUCAGCCGAAGCCCGGUCGAUCGAGGGCAUCGGCGAUUUCACUGUUCAUCGAGGCAAUGGCUCAUCUUUACAAGCAGGCAUCUCGAGUGCCGGAGCCAUCUGAUGAAGCUUCGUUCUCCGAGUAUACGGAAGCAGAUGCAGCAUCGGCCAAGUUCCGUGAGGCCUCGUCCGAUGUUCCCCUCGAAGCACAACAGCCUUCUCGGCGUCGGCGCAAGCACCCAUGGACGCUCACGCACGCUUUCUACGGUGUCAUGGGCGGCUUCGUGCUGGAGACACCUCCAAUACUCGAAGGAGAGACGCGUUUCGUGCUCACACUCAGCGGCCUUCGUUUCGUCAUGGACAACGCUCCCGACCUUCUCCCAGACCUCUCCGAAGAAGAGAUCUGGAGCAAGGGUCGAUCUGAUGCCCUGGCGAAGGUGCUACUCAUGCUGCAGCUGCUCUACUUCUGCAUCUCUUGCGCCGCUCGCCUCGCGCAGUCCCUCCCGCUCAGCUUGCUCGAGGUCACGACCCUGGCACAUGCACUCUGCACCGUCGUGACGUGCGUCGUAUGGUGGAAGAAGCCGUUUAACGUGCAGGAGCCGACCCUCAUCCGAGUCACCGGAGAGCGCGCUACCAAGCUCGCCAACGAGCUUGCCGCGUACAUGCUCUUCACGAGCCGUGCGCACAAAGACUACAUUGCGGGGCUUGUAUGGUACCUUUGCGCCAGCGAAUCAUCGUAUCUCGAAGUCUCUUCCCCUCCCCCCGAGAAUAUGGGCCACUAUGAAGCGCCAGACUUGCGACACGACGUCUACCCCGGGAAAUCAUUCCUCAUCGAAGGCUAUUGCUUCGAGAUCUUACGGAAGAAGCCUGACCCCCAUCAUCGUAUUGUGUUCGGACAUGGGUGCCUCCCAUGGUACAACUGCCCGCGCGGAAUCAACGACGCCGUGAGGUUGAGCGACGAAGACAUGUACCGCUGGAUACUCGCCGCGCGAGGCUUGCGGAAAUGGGGAGAUAUUCAGCUGGAGCAGAAGCGCGUCCUCGUGUCGAGACAUGGUGGCCUGCAGAUGUCCGUCUUCAAACAUGGCGAGAAAGCGUGGUGGCCUGCGGUCUCGCUGGCGAUCGCAACAGCAUACGGCGCCGUACACUUGAUAGGCUGGAAGGCGGAGUUCCCCACACUCGUUGAGCGCACGCUCUGGCGAUAUGCGGCGGUCACGCUCAUCAUCCUGGGGCUUGCAUUCUUUCAGUAUUCUGCUAUCUCUCCAGAAAAGGGCUCCCUUGGACAUCGCAGCUCGCAGUUGGCUUUUUAUUCGUGUCUUUUAUUUUAUCCCCUAGCGAGUGGAUAUGUACUGAUUGAAAGCACCAGGCAGCUGUUCUUUCUUCCCGACAAGGCCUUCGUGCUCCCCGAUCUGUCAAUUUAUCUUCCUCACUUUUCUUGACAAGAUCAUCGAAGAGUACGCUCCACAUUGUAGCAUGUACGGCGUUCGAGAAGCUAGGGCACGCUGAAGGCGGAGAAUUUAUGGCAUAUCGUAUUGAGUAAUGCACGGCCGGUACAUGCCAUAUAUCUGGAAAUUAUAAGCCAAUCUCGUACCUACGAUAUCUGAGCUGUAUUAGGGAAUAUACCGCUCUUUCGUAUCCUCCUCCAGCUCGUCUACCAAAACAAAGCCGGCCUUGUGUGUGUAGGCGAUGAGGCCAGCAAGCUGGAACGCGUGUUCCCAGGCCUUCGUCUGGUUGCGCGAGGCGUCUUCACUCUUGAGGGUAAUGGGGAGAUGCAUGCAGGUAGUCACUCCGGUAAGCAAUUCAGGGACUAAAGAACGUACUCCUCGUCUCCGACGAGAUCCAAGAACCUCCCCGUCGGGAUACUCUCCGCGGCACCGGUGGAGACACGCAGCUUACAGCGACCAGAUCAUGCAGCUAAGGAACAUAGCAGCGAGCUGGAAGAGGGGUGCACUCGUAUCAUGGGGUCAUUAAUGACUUCUGAAAGGUCCUAAGUCGGGGCUGGCAAGCAGGAGUGGCAAUCUGGGAGCAUACACUACUG
This is a messenger RNA of Phanerochaete carnosa HHB-10118-sp, 3127 nucleotides long. RefSeq lists its product as uncharacterized. Bases 732 to 2528 code for a protein of 598 amino acids. NCBI's taxonomy places the organism in Eukaryota, Fungi, Basidiomycota, Agaricomycetes, Polyporales, Phanerochaetaceae. The record is from RefSeq and is a predicted model, not a curated record. The transcript has 3 exons.